AUGGUGGUUACUGGGGAGAAGCUGGGGGGCGUUCCGGCCUGCGGCUGCUUCUCCACGGUUUAUUUCCCCUCCUUCCCCAAAAAAAUCUCGGGAAAAAGGGACCCGGGCGUCCGGGGAUCCCCAAGCGCCCCCGCUUCCAGCAGCCGGGAGGUCCUCCGAAGCAGUCCUAUGCCGCCAGGGGGCGCUGCUUCCCGCCUUCCGCCCCCGUUGUGGCCGCUCUGGGCGCGUGGCGGUAGUGUCGCUGGUGGCGCUGUCACGGGCCGCGGGCAAGAUGGCGGCGGAGGCAUCGGCAGCGCUGGGUUUGGAGCAGACGGCGCUGGACGGGCGGGUGCUGCGGGCUGUGAGGAGAUGACAAGGUCUGUGAGUGCUCUCCAGCUGCUGGGUGAGGUUGAGCAUCCAUCCAGCUGUGGUCAGGCUGAUCCUUCAGGAAGGAAGAGGUGGCUGUUCCCACUUCUGCUGCUGGGGAGGAUCUGCAGGCCCACUGCCUGGAGGGAAACACAGGAACCAAAAGUGAAGUUGCAGCUGAAAAGACACGUUGGUACAGCUCAGGAGUAUGGUGGAAUCAUCCGGCAUGGUGCCAAACUACUGUUUGCCUUUGCAGAAGCAACUGUGCCUAAAAUUACUGUCAUCACCAGGAAGGCCUACGGGGGUGCCUAUGAUGUGAUGAGCUCAAAGCAUUUACGAGGAGACGCCAACUAUGCCUGGCCGACAGCAGAGGUGGCCGUGAUGGGUGCCAAGGGUGCUGUGCAGAUCAUUUUCAGAGGGAAGGAGGCGAACGCGGAGGCUGAGUACGUGGACAAGUUUGCCAACCCCUUUCCUGCAGCCAUGAGAGGGUUUGUUGAUGACAUCAUCCAACCUUCCAGCACCCGCACGCGCAUCUGCCGGGACCUGGAUGUGCUGGCCAGUAAAACCCAGUUUGGUGCCUGGAAGAAACAUGCCAACAUCCCACUGUGAGGGGGACAGGGCAACGUUCUCAACACCAACACUGCUCAACUGAGGGCUGCUAUGCAGUGGAAACAAUUCUUUUUUGAUUUUGCCAAUGAGCAUCAAUAAAUCACAGCACAUCUCUCAUUUAA
Messenger RNA from Calypte anna (Anna's hummingbird), 1076 nucleotides. RefSeq lists its product as uncharacterized. Gene Ontology annotation, molecular function: propionyl-CoA carboxylase activity. Bases 1 to 954 code for a protein of 317 amino acids. The transcript is spliced from 6 exons. The record is from RefSeq and is a predicted model, not a curated record. Gene Ontology annotation, cellular component: mitochondrion. NCBI's taxonomy places the organism in Eukaryota, Metazoa, Chordata, Aves, Apodiformes, Trochilidae.